CUAAUACCAGACCCUCCUCCAUCUAAUACCAGACCCUCCUCCAUCUCAUACCAGACCCUCCUCCAUCUAAUACCAGACCCUCCUCCAUCUAAUACCAGACCCUCCUCCAUGAAUCUAAAAUCAAAUCUAGUGAACUAAAUAUUUAGGAGCAUCUCUUCUGAGGUAACGAGGCCAGGGAACUACAGAGGUCCAUUUCAUAGAGCAGGUUUAGUUCAACAUAAACUAAAACACAUUUUCAGCUCAGUAGACCUACCAUCCAUGAUCCUGUGUGAUUAAAAGGCCUUUAAUAAUAAAUCUAUGUUCACUUUUAUGUUUAAAUUCAGCAGUAAUUUUUAGACAUGUUUAAGAGAAAAUCAAAAACUUUGAUCUCAUCAUUUGAUGAGAUUGAGGACAUGAAUGUAUGAAAUUUUAGAACUUGAAUAUUUUAACAUUGAUGACUUCAAACAAUAAAUAUUUUUUUCUUUCUGUGGCUCUUAAACUUUUCUCAGGCUAAUAAAAAAGUGAAUACUUGAUGUUUGUCUGCAUGACAAUGUCACAGUUUAGAGGAUAAAGAACGUGGAUCUGUUGUUGUCACCUGGUGAAUCGGUCUAUCUGGGCUCCAUUAGUGAUGCCUUAGUCAGCUGACCUCUACAGCUGACUAGUCCUCUUCUUCCUCUGUGUCUGUUCUGCUUCAUCUUCAUGUCUAACGCCUGCAUCAGCCACUUUAGGCCUCUCCUACACUCUCAGAUGGCUGAUGUGUUUCUCACAUUGACUUUGACCUGCAGGAGGAUGAGUGAGACUAACUGGUAGCCAGGGUGUUGAACUUUCAAGGCCAGUGUUUCUGUGAACCAAGUGUGCUGAAUAAUGACGUUUCAGUUUAGUGAGAGCAGAGUUGUACUUGGAGUUAGCUUCAAAUUCUCACGCCUGUGUCCACAGCUCUGUGUUUGAGUGUUUACUGUUGAGAUGAUCUGGAAGAAGAGGUUUGAACAUUUUCUUGUUUGGUUCUUACAGAAUUCAAAGGUCAUCAAAUGUCCUGUUUUAUCUGCCUGUUAUAAAAUAAUCUGCUUUUAUUACAGUUAAAACUUAACAGAUGUAGAGGAGAAGCUGCAGUGAAAAUCAGUUGGUGAUUUUGUUUAGCAGAACCACGUCAGCCAGACAACGUGGGAGAGCUUUCUGUGAACACGUUCAGAGGACUUUUAAAGGGAUUUGGAGAGUUUUUUUUUAUAAAAUGUCUCACAGAGAGAAGUCAUGACUGACAAAUCUGCUGUUUUAGAGAACUUCCUGAGCUGCCACGUGUGCUCGGAGACUUUCAAAGAUCCCGUGUCUCUGAGCUGCAACCACAGCUUCUGUUCCAGCUGCCUGAAGGAAUUCUGGGAAAAAGCUCAGAACAAAAACUGUCCCAUUUGUAAAAGAAAAUGCUCAAAGGAUAACCUAAUAGUGAACUUUGGUCUGAAGGAACUAGCCGACUCUUUUGCUGGCAGACAGAAAGAUGGAUCAUCUGAGGCUGAAGGAGAGAAGAAGGUGGAGCUGGUGUGUCAGAAACAUCCAGAAGAGCCCAGAUUAUUCUGUAAAGAUGAGGACAGAGUCCUGUGUCCUGUCUGUGAGUCUUCUCUUCACCACAGUCAUAAAGUGGUUCCUGUAGAAGAAGCCGUCAGUGAGGUGAAGGAGCAGCUGAAAUCUGACUUAAAGUCUCUGCAGGACAAGAGAGACCAAUACCAACAAACAGAGAAGACGUACCAUGAAAUGAUCCAACACUCCAAGAAGCAGCUGGUGUGGACGGAGAGGAAGAUCAGAGCAGAGUUCAAGAAGCUCCAGCAGCUCCUGAAAGAGGAAGAGGAGUCCAGGCUGGCGGCUGUGAGGGAGGAAGAGGAGACGAAGAUGAAGACGGUGAGCAGAGAGAUGAAGAAGAUUCAGGAGCAGAUCUCCUCUCUGUCUCAGAGUAUCGGUGCUGUUGAAGAAGAGCUGCAGAAACACAGCGUGUCCUUCCUCAGCAGUUAUAAAGACACUCAGAGCAGAGCCAGAGCCCGCUGCUCCGUGUCCCAUCCACAGCUGGUCUCCGGAGCGCUGAUCCAUGUCAGCAAACACGUUGGCAACCUGUCUGUCCAAGUGUGGGAGAAGAUGAAGGACAGGCUCAGCUUCAGUCCAGUCAUUCUGGACCCAAACACUGCAAACAGCAGUCUCUAUCUGUCUGAUGAUCUGACCUCUGUGAGAAAAGGAGACACAAAGCAGCAGCUUCCUGAUAAUCCAAAGAGAAACACUUAUUAUCCUACUGUUCUGGGCUCUGAGGGCUUCAGCUCAGGGAAACACAGCUGGGAUGUGGAGGUGGGAGACCAUCCUCGCUGGAAUUUGGGUUUGGCUAAAGAGUCAGUGGACAGGAAGGGAGAGAGAUUUGCUACACCGGAAUAUGGAAUCUGGUGUUUAUUAUACAGGGAUGGAAAAUACACAAAUGGUCUUGGUCACACUGUCAGAGUGAAGAAGAGUCCUCAGAGGGUCCGAGUCCAGCUGGACUAUGACAUUGGGAAGGUUUCCUUCUAUGACCCUGAAGACAUGACUCUCAUCUACACUCACAGAGACACUUUCACUGAGAAACUCUUCCCUUGCUUCUAUGUUGGAGAGUCUGGUGAUGCUAAAACAUCAGAAAUCCAAAUCUGUCCCCGUCAGAUGUCUGUGAUGUUCAUGGAGGGCGCCAAGGGAUUUCCAGAAGGUUCUUCAUCAGUUUGGUUUGAUUUCUGAAGAUCUGAAUGAAGGAGGCGGUUCUUGUUCAGCAUAAAUGUUGUCAUUAUUAUUGUGUGAAUCAGGUUGAACUAAAUGUUGUUUUGUGCUGUAAACCUGCUGAUAGGACUGGGACCAUUUAGAUUCCCUAGAAUAACGCCUGAUUCACAAAUGUUGUAUUUUCUAAGGAGGAGCAGGUUUUAUAUUUGUGUCAGGGAUGAACCAUAUUAUCAGCAUGAUAUUGAUAUCAGCAGAUCUGAGAAUAUUUAACUGAAAUAUCAGGUUUAAAUAUCAGCGUAUGAAUGAGUGAGUCUGUAGUUUUAUUCAGGACCAGCAGACCUGUGUCAGCUCUAGUCUUUUUCUUUGGUCAUCCUUAAACUUUAAAGUGUUUUAAGGACUGAAGUUUUAAACAUUUAUAGAUCAGUAUCAGCUAAAAUUAAUCUGUAAAUAUCAGGUAUCAGCAAUGAUCUAAUCUGGUGUUGAUCCAAAAAUGCAAGUUCAUUAAACUCUCUUGUCCAUGCAUUCUGUUAUUUACAUUUUUACACAGCGCUCCAACUUUUUUGAAACUUGGGUUAUGAUCAAAAAUACCACUUUCUUUAAGCUUAUGUGUGUCUGCUUUAGGCUUUUAUCUAAAGGGCUUUGCUAAAUUGGUGCUUCUUUAAAUGUUUCUUUUUAAAUGUUUUAUGGAGGUUUUUCUUGUCUUUUAUGUUUUAUUCAUCUGUUUAUUUUCUCUUUAAGUCAGCAGCUGUUUAAGUUGUUCUCUUCUAUUAGCCUAUACAUGUAUCUUGGUUUAAUCCUCUCUUUUGUGUAGGUCUUUUUUAGUUAUUGGGAUUUUUAUGGCCUGUCUUGAAAGUACUAAUAAUAAUAUCUUGAAUUUAUAUAGCGCCUUUCAAGAAACCCAAGGACACUUUACAGGAACACGUAGAAAAGCAUUGUCAAUGUUGGUUUUGUUCAGUGUUAUGUAAAUAAACUUUAUU
This is a messenger RNA of Cheilinus undulatus (humphead wrasse), 3668 nucleotides long. Its product is annotated as nuclear factor 7, brain-like. Bases 1228 to 2712 code for a protein of 494 amino acids. The transcript has 2 exons. The record is from RefSeq and is a predicted model, not a curated record. Gene Ontology annotation, molecular function: zinc ion binding; protein binding. Lineage: Eukaryota; Metazoa; Chordata; Actinopteri; Labriformes; Labridae.